CGGAAACAUGUGGUGACGUUGUUCGUCGUUGGCGCCAUCCAUCCCAAAAAUCCAGUCAGAUCCGUCCCUCAACCGACAACGCACCGCCAGCCUUUGGGCAUGCAUGGCCUCGAUAUAAGGCGUCAUCUGAUUGAUACAGCUACCUAGUUCAUCCUGACCGUCCAAAUAUAUAUUGAGCUUCAAGCCAAGCACUUUCUGUUUCUCCUCCUGCCCAAUCCUGGUUGUAUUCCUUACCUGCUCUUGCCCCGCCUGCCACUCGGCAAACUCCCUGUCGAACUAGCAGCCUCUCCCUGUUUGCUGCUUUCCUCUGGAUCUAGGAGCCAUCAUCACUUGGCACCACCUCUGGCCUUCGGCCACUCGCCCAGAAUGGCGUCCCUGUUGUCUGAAAAAGGAGAUCGAUCGGGGUUCAAGUCCAAGAACUUUGACGUUGACUAUGUCGUUGACUACCAGAUCCCCUCUAACAAAUCCGAGCGAAUCGAGGCCGAAGCGGCGUUUGUGCAGCUCGUGCAGGCUCUCGUCAAUGUCGGUUUUGCCACCGAGGUCCGCUAUGGCGGCAAACACUCUCUCCUGGUGUUUGUUAAGAUCGUAUCGGACCAGUUGCUCCAUGCGCAGGUGUACCGCUACCGCCUACAGGACUGGCUGUACGGGGUCCGCCCAUCGGCCCCCAACAAGCAGGAUCUGAGCAACCAGUUUGAGGACGAGCCCGUUACCGAGGCCGAGCGCCUCCGGCUGUGCUACCUGCUCAUCACAAAGUCCAAGAACGACAGCGGCGCCGGCAUCACGCCCAAGAUGGGCCAAUGGAAGCACGUCGCCUCCAUAUUCCCGCUGCACGACCACGCCUUCAACCGCCAGUGGAUCAAGCGCUGGAGCACAAAGUACGUCCUGGACGACUCCGAUCUAAACGAGAUCCGCAACAAGUUUGGCGAAAGCGUUGCAUUCUACUUUGCCUUCCUGCAGUCCUACUUCAAGUUCCUCGUCUUCCCCGCCGCCUUUGGAUUCAGCGCCUGGCUCAUCCUCGGCAACUUCUCGUGGUUCUACGCCCUCGUCAACUGCCUCUGGUCCGUCGUCUUCUUCGAGUACUGGCGCAAGAAGGAGGUCGACCUGGCCGUCCAGUGGGGCGUCCGUGGCGUCUCCAAGAUCCAGCGACCCCGGGCCCAGUUCCAGCAUGAGCGAGAGGCGCAGGACCCCGUCACGGGAGAGAUCAUCAAGGUCUUUCCGCCCCUCAAGCGGCUCGCGCGCCAGCUGCUGCAGCUUCCCUUCGCUAUGGCCUGCAUGGCCAUCCUAGGGAGCAUGAUAUUCUCGUGCUUUGCUAUCGAGAUCUUCAUCAACGAGGUCUACAACGGUCCCUUCAAACAAUACCUGACGUUCCUCCCGACUGUCAUUUUGACCCUCUUCAUGCCCGCACUCACCACACUCCUGACAAAUCUGGCGGAGCGCCUAACGAACCUAGAGAAUUACGAGACCCAAGAUGGACAUCAAGCAUCGUUCGUUCAGAAGAUUUUCGUCAUCAACUUUAUCACCUCUUACUUCCCCCUGUUCCUCACAGCCUUUGUGUACGUGCCGUUCGGAACAGUGCUAGCUCCUCACCUCGACAUAUUCCAAGCGACGGCGAGCAACCUCACCAAGAACGACAUCAAGACCAAAGACUUUGAGAUCAACCCCAACCGUUUCACCCAGCAGAUGUUCUACUUCACCGUCACGGCACAGAUUGUCAACCUUCUCCUCGAGGUUAUUGUCCCGUUUGCCAAGCGCAAGGUCUUCAAAGCGGUUGAGAAGGUACAGGACGGCAUAGCCCACAAGAAUGGGGGCGCGGUGCACCACAAGGACGCGCCCGGGGAGGCCACUUUUCUGCAGAGGGUCCGAAGCGAGGCGAGGCUUGAUGCCUAUGACGUGACAACGGACUACCGGGAGAUGGUGAUCCAGUUUGGCUACUUGUCACUGUUUUCGGUCGGGUUCCCUCUGACGGCCUGCUCUUUUCUUGUCAACAACUGGGUCGAGGCGAGAUCGGACGCCAUGAAGAUCGCUAUCGGCAGCCAGAGGCCUAUUCCGUGGCGCGACGACUCAAUUGGCCCCUGGCUCACCUCGCUGGGGUUCCUGUCGUGGCUUGGGAGCCUCACCAGCGCCGCGGUUGUCUUCCUCUUUAGCGACGGGGAUAGACUGAACGGUGGACUGGAUGGCGGCCCCUGGGACAUCAAAGCCUGGGCGCUCCUGCUGAGCAUCCUGGUGGCCGAGCAUGUGUACCUUGUGGUGCAGCAGGUAGUGCGAUACACAUUGCAGAAGAUGGACAGCCCCGGCCUACAGAUGGAGCGAGCGGCACGUUUCGCUACGAGGAAGCGCCUGCUGGCCGAGACUCUCGGACACGACGAGUCGGACAAGGCGGCCACGGCAGCUCUGAGCGGCAGCGAGAAGAUCACGAGGGAGACCCUCGAGGAGGAGGCUCGCCUCGCCGCCACCAAGGGUCACGGUUCUCCCGAGGAAGGAUUUUGGCUCCGCCAGCGAGGAGCGUCUGAGACCAUAGAGGUCGGACGACAGCUGAUGUCAGAGAUCGAUUCUGCGAACAAUGCUAGCAAGCAUUGACGAGAAACAAAUCAGGGAGGCUAGAGUCGACACUGGAGUAUGAAGACAUCGUAUCUUGCUCAGCGCGUCCAAUUACCUAUGUCUCCCUGUGUCAUUUUGGUGGUGGGAGUUGGGGGUGGAGGAGGCAAUGGGCGCUAGAUUGGGCAUAGACCUAUUUGUGACUUUGCUAGAAUCGAUACCUAUGUACCCUGCCUCGUACGCCGUAACCGGCCCCCUCCCAGCGGCAGUGAUUAUCUAGCAUAUCUUCGUCUGUUAAUACAAGUAGUUUAAAAAGGCCAAAGUGUGCCCUUCUUCG
Messenger RNA from Gaeumannomyces tritici R3-111a-1, 2872 nucleotides. RefSeq names its product plasma membrane channel protein. Gene Ontology annotation, biological process: chloride transmembrane transport. Lineage: Eukaryota; Fungi; Ascomycota; Sordariomycetes; Magnaporthales; Magnaporthaceae. Gene Ontology annotation, molecular function: chloride channel activity. The transcript is spliced from 8 exons. The record is from RefSeq and is a predicted model, not a curated record. Gene Ontology annotation, cellular component: cortical endoplasmic reticulum. Bases 367 to 2577 code for a protein of 736 amino acids.